GCGGAGACAGAGCGUUAUUUUUUUUUUCUAAUCUACUGUACAUUUUUCCCCAAACAGUUUACUGUUAGGGGUUAACAGUCUACUGUUGGUGUAAUUUUUCAAAAUGCGUUGUGGUGCGAUGUAGGAAGAGACGCACGUCAUAUUUCAGGUGCUUCCACGCAUGAUGGUGAGGCAUGACGCAUGAUCAUGACGUGCGGCUCGAGGUUUGCUUUUCGUCGCCCUUCUUUUUGCCGCUCAGCUGCUCUGUUUCGUUUGCCUGCAUUCUGAAUUACAAUGGUAUCACUGAUGUCAAGAUUGACGAGAGAUCUGUGAACAAACUCCCUCGCCUUGCAGCUUUCUGUGCAUGGCAUCCUGUAGGUUGCCUUCAGGAAAGAGACUUCCUCCUCAGUCACCUGAGGAGGCAGAUGUCAAGAGGCGUCCAGCCCAAGUGUUCGUGUACAAGACUGCUUCUCAUUGGGCGGUGGUCUUUUGUUUCGAUGAUGGAGUGAACUCUGUGGUUGAACUCACACCAAUCUAUUUAGUAGGACUGGGCCGGAUCAACUGGCGAUGCAAGACGUUGGACACUUCCAUGGAGCAGUGGUUGGCAAAAGGAGACGUACCCUACGUGCUCUGGACGAGUGGGCGUGAACUCUGGGUCAGAACUUCGCCCGAAAAAGUCCUGCAGCUUUGUAGGAGCAAUCCGUGCAAUGGUGAGAAGUACGACCUCUUGCGCCAGAACUGUGAGAGAUGGAUUCGCGCCCUUCUGGUCGAAGGUCUUGGGAUCCAUACCGAAGCACUGCCUAUCAGUCAAGGGGUCAGAGCAGUUCCCGUCGGUGUCUAUUGGGUGGCGAUGUUGGCUACUGCUUGGACAGCAGCACGAUUGGCGUUCGCAGCAGCUGCCACAACCCCGCUCGGACUUGCCUAUGCAGGUCUUGCCCUGUUCACUGUCAUUGGGUUGUUUGUGCAGACGGGCAUUUUCGAUAGUUGGAUGAGUAAGAUCGAAGAAGAUGAUGUGUCAACAGACUCUGGAUCGAUCCCUGCAGCAAAAACGUGAGCUGUUUGAGCACGGAGCCUCCUCUGCGAACUCGGUUGGAUGAAAGAGUAGCCCCCAUGGUUCCCACCAAG
This is a messenger RNA of Durusdinium trenchii, 1104 nucleotides long. Lineage: Eukaryota; Dinophyceae; Suessiales; Symbiodiniaceae. The record is from the annotation of a GenBank genome assembly.